UCGGGAUUAGAGUUGCAGGUGAAUAUUAUCGUCAGCACUUUCUCAACUGUUCUGUUGCUCUCUCCCUGGCUCCAAAUUCAUCAAUGGCGGAAUCAUCCUCAAUCCGUUUCGGAAUCCUUGGUUGUGCUGAAAUUGCCCGCAAAGUAUCUCGAGCCAUCCUUCUAUCUCCAAACUCAACCCUUCAUGCCAUUGGUAGUCGUUCCAUUGAAAAGGCUCAAAACUUCGCCAAAUCCAAUGGAUUCCAUCCUUCUACUAAGAUCUACGGGAGCUAUGAUGAAGUUCUUGAUGACCCAGAAGUUGAUGCUGUUUAUGUGCCAUUACCCACUAGUCUUCAUCUGUAUUGGGUAGUUCGUGCUGCCCAAAAGAUGAAGCAUGUUCUUCUUGAAAAACCUCCUGCUUUAAAUGUCAAAGAAUUGGAUAUGAUUUUAGGUGCUUGUGAUUCAAAUGGGGUUCAAUUUAUGGAUGGUACAAUGUGGAUGCAUCAUCCCAGAACUAAGGUUAUGGCUGAUUUUUUGGCCGAUAAUCAGCGUUUUGGUCAGCUUAAGACUGUACAAUCAUGCUUUACCUUUGCUGGUGAUGAUGACUUCCUCCAAAACGACAUUCGAGUGAAACCCGAUCUCGAUGGCCUCGGUGCUCUUGGUGAUUCUGGUUGGUACUGCAUAAGAGCAAUUCUGUGGGCUGCAAAUUAUGAACUACCAAAGUUUGUGACGGCAUUGAGGAACCCGACUAAAAAUGAUGCAGGGGUGCUGCUAUCCUGCGGUGCCUCUUUGCAAUGGGAAGAUGGCAAAGUAGCCACUUUCCACUGCUCUUUUCUAGCCAACUUAACAAUGGACAUAACUGCUAUUGGAACUAAAGGCACCUUGCAUGUCAAUGAUUUCAUUAUUCCUUACAAAGAAGCCGGAGGCUCGUUUUCGACAGUCUCUAAAGCUUGGUUCACUGACAUGGAUUUGGAAUGGGACCAGAAACCGAGUCAGCACAUCGUGACUGCAGACUUUCCGCAAGAAGUUGGUAUGAUAAAAGAGUUUUCAGCUUUGGUUGACGGUAUAAAACGACAGGGUAUCGCACCCAACAAGAAGUGGCCUACGAUUACCAGGAAAACACAACUUGUAAUUGAUGCCGUUGUUGCCUCCAUUGAUAAAGGCUUUGAGCCGGUUGAGAUUUCGUAAAAUGUAGAGCUUGUGCUGCUGUUGCCUGUUGACUUGUUUGAUUUUUCAAUCACACUCUAAUUAUUGUGAGUUGUGAAGAAUAAAUGGGAUCAGCAUUUUGUAAAAGCCUCAAAAACUAGAGGUGACUAUUGCUUAUUGGGUUAGAUUAAUUUUGGAUUUUGAAUGUACAUCAACAUUUUAAUUUGAUUUUA
This is a messenger RNA of Amaranthus tricolor (Joseph's coat), 1357 nucleotides long. RefSeq lists its product as uncharacterized. The record is from RefSeq and is a predicted model, not a curated record. The transcript has 2 exons. The coding region runs from base 84 to 1166 and encodes 360 amino acids. Lineage: Eukaryota; Viridiplantae; Streptophyta; Magnoliopsida; Caryophyllales; Amaranthaceae. Gene Ontology annotation, molecular function: nucleotide binding.